Molecule: messenger RNA, 1934 nt
Organism: Andrographis paniculata
Lineage: Eukaryota; Viridiplantae; Streptophyta; Magnoliopsida; Lamiales; Acanthaceae
Exons: 9
Coding region: 211-885 (224 amino acids)
Biological process (GO): DNA replication; DNA strand elongation involved in mitotic DNA replication
Cellular component (GO): GINS complex
Source: RefSeq, a predicted model, not a curated record
UUGUCCUCUCUUUAUCUGAAUUUCGGCGGCUCCGGAUUUUCACUGCCCUUCAGAUUCCCGCCAAAUAUUUUGUUCGAUCAAUUGAAGGAGUCCGAUAUUAUUUUUGAAAAUUUCAUCGGUUUCAGUUUUGGGUUCGAUCUGUUGACGGGGUUAAUCAUUCCACAGAUCUUGCAGCAGGAAGGAGAAAAGCUCGUUGAAAUUUGGGGAAAAAUGUACGCGAGGAAAGCCAGCGAAUUGGUGAAGGAAUUUGCGACCUGCGAGCCUGGGCAGCUUACCACUUUCAAUAAUGAUUUAUUCGGUCAAGUUCUUGAAGAAUGCGAUGGGCAUCUUCUUCACCUUCAACCUUUGAUGAGGAAGAUUCAAGAGCAUGAGAACAAUUUGAGAAAUCAAAACAGUUCAGAAGAUGAAAAUGGGAUUUCAGAAGACGAAAGGAGGCAAUCUGAAGCUGAGAAAAUGACCCUUAAAGCAGCUCUUAAAUCCGAUCAGUUUGGGGCAUUGAUCCAUCACCUUUCACUUGUGCGCAAUAAGCGUUGUCUCAUGACUUAUAUAUAUAAACGAGCUGAAGUCAUCAGAAGCUUGGGGUGGAUGGUGGAGAGCGUGCUUCCUGAAUCAAUCGAAGAGAAGCUCAGUAGUGCUGAGAAAGAAUAUUUCAAAGAUCAUGUUGCAACUGUACAAUCAUAUAUGGCAGAUCUUGAUCUUCAUUUGACUGUGGAUAUGGUCCCUCCAAAAGAUCCAUUUAUCAAAGUGAGAGUAGUUGACGAUAUUGGCGAGGUUGCACUUAGUGAUCAGGUAGCCAACCUUGCUCGACAUGCUAUCAUGUUCCUUCGACGAACCGAUGCAGAGCAGUACAUCACUCAGGGCCAGAUGGAAGAACUCACAAGUUGACUCGAGGCUCAGAGCCAGGAUUCUGACAAAGAUUUCAAUAACUCUCAUACUCAGCUGCUAAAUAUGUUUCACACUACAUGAAAACCAUUCGUCAUUUAGUCGAUGGAUUUACAGCAAUUCAGUAGCUACUUUCUCAGUGAUACACACAUUGUAGGAUGAAUAUUAUAUGACUGUAACUAUCAUGUCUGAUCAUCGAUGAUGCCAGAUUAUUAUUUGCAAGGAAAACAGACCAAGUCAGACAUAAAUGAUUUUAUAGGUGUUCGAUUAUCUUCGAUUGCUGAUUAUUGUUUAUUUGAUAGCUGUUUGAGUAAGCAACCCCAGCCCACAAAACAACAGCCAACUCACCCCUCUUUUUCUCCAUUUUAAAUUGCAGAUCAAGUCUUCAGGCGACAACUGUAAGGUCUGCAGUUUUCCAGGUACUGUGUGUGAGGCCAAGUGCAUAUGGCUACAAGUGAAGUUAAACUCAACAACGGCUCGAUCGGCGUCAUCUUAAAAUCCGACGAGGAAAGCACUUGCCAUCUGACCCUAAACGAGAUCACGAGCGCUUACAUCAUCAUCAGGCCCGGUUACGGCAGCUCCAUGUUCGAUCACCAUCUCGAAGUUCAGGAGAUACUCAAAGACCAGAAACAAAGGGACCGGCGCACGAGCAUUUUCGUUUGGACCAUUCCUAAUGUUGCGAAGGUCGACUCUUUUGCAAUAGAGCUGGAUUCGUUUGUUCGAUCCUAUGAUCCCGAUGUUGUCGUUGUGUUCCAGCCCGGGACUAGGUAUGGACCGUUCGGGUACUUUUUUCGUUCCCUCGGGUUUAUGGACAACUUAGAGAUUAGCAGCAGCGACUACGGUCCGUGUAAAGGCGCGUGGGUUGCUUGGCGAAAGCGGAAGUCGGAUUUCGAGAUUGUAUGCAUUGACGCUGGGAAUAAAUGUCUUCACUUGGAAAUGAUCAAGACAUAGUGUUUCUAAGGUGCUUCUUACAAAUACAACUUUAAUCCCUUACAUGGUAAUAAUAAAGACAUCAUAGUCUCAGUAGCUAUUAUGUCCGUUUUACUGUAGAU